CAUUGAGCACACACAGUGCGGCGGUACAAACUUCGCUUAGAAUGGAUGUUUGCCUUUUUACUAACAUACAUAUUAGUUAAAAUAACGGCAGGGUAGUUGUUUUAAGUCCUCAGUCAGACGUUGGAGGAGUUGUAUGACGGCAUGUCACUAAAGUUCGAGACGGUUAACGAGAUGUUUUAGGGCAAUGGAGAGUGAACAGUGUAAAAUAUUUGGUGGUGGCGAAGACGAUACAUCUGGAUCAGACACUGUGUCAGAGGGCGAGACGCGUUCCGAACCAUCUGAACCCGAAUUACACUUUGAGUCACUCAAACGACAUUGUUUAGAUUUUGUAAGUUUGGAAGGAAAAGUGAAGGACAACGAUUUAAAGGAAUGCAACGAGGAGAGACAAGCGAGAAAUGGAGAGAACCAAGGAGAAAACGAGGAUGACGAGGAUGAAAUGUCGGAUAACAUCCUCUACCCCCCAUCCAUGCCUUUCCGCAAGUUCAGUAACCCAGAGGUCUCCCACUGUGUCAGUUUAGCGCAGAAAUUUAAGCGACAGCUCAGCGAAGAUGGCAGAGAGCUCCGACGAGGAAGCCUAGGGGGUGCUCUAACAGGGAAGUACCUGCUGCCAUAUGUCUCAGCACAGCAGGCAUGGUCAGCCACAGGCUCGGAGACCACCAACCUGGUGCGCAUGCGCUCACAGACCCUCGGGAAAUCUGCACCCUCCCUCACAGCCAGCCUGAAGGAGCUCAGCCUUCCCAGAAGAGGAAGUUUCCUCACUCCUCGAAGCUUGAGCCCGACUCCCACAAGCCCUUGCAGCCCAUGCAGCCCACUGCACGCAUUUCAUUUUUGGAGCUGCAGAACGAGCAACAGAAAGAGUCUUAUAGGAAGUGGACAGUCGGCUGCUCUUCCUCGACCACACUCACCUCUCUCAUCACACACAGGCACCAGUCCUCAAGACAGUCCAAGAAACUUCUCCCCAAGUGCUUCGGCUCAUUUCUCCUUUACUCGCAGAACCGAUGGGCGACGCUGGUCCCUGGCAUCCCUUCCCUCCUCUGGCUAUGGCACGAACACACCCAGUUCCACUGUUUCGUCGUCCUGUUCAUCACAGGAGAAGCUCCAUCAGCUGCCCUUCCAGCCCACACCGGAUGAGCUGCACUUCCUGUCCAAGCAUUUCUGCACUGAGAGCAUUUCUGGUGACGACUGCAGAAGAGCCACAGCCAUGCGUCCCCGCUCCCGCAGCCUCAGUCCUGGAAGAUCACCGUCAUGCUGUGACCAUGAGAUUAUCAUGAUGAAUCACGUGUACAAAGAAAGAUUUCCUAAGGCCACGGCUCAGAUGGAGGAGCGCAUCAAGGAGAUCAUUCAAAGCAACUCCCCCGAGAAUGUCCUGCCGCUGGCUGAUGGUGUGCUCAGCUUUGCACACCACCAGAUCAUCGAGCUGGCCAGAGACUGCCUGGAAAAGUCACGUUUUGGCCUCAUCACCUCCCGAUACUUCUGUGAGCUCACAGAUAAACUGGAAAGGCUCUUUCAGGAGUCGACUGAGCGAUCGGAGAGUGCAGAGGUGACCUUCAUCAAGGAGCUGGUUAAAAAGAUUCUCAUUGUGAUUGCCAGGCCUGCACGACUCCUGGAAUGCCUGGAGUUUGACCCUGAAGAGUUCUAUCACCUCUUGGAGGCUGCAGAGGGCCAUGCCAAAGAGGGACAAGGAAUCAAGACCGACAUCCCAAGAUACAUUAUCAGCCAACUUGGCCUGACGAGAGAUCCACUUGAGGAAAUUGCCCAGCUGACAAGCUACGACAGCGGGAUUGCAGAAACUCCAGAGACCGAUGACUCUGUCAGUUCUCACAGUCUAAGUGCAGCACUACGGGCUCGACGCAAACCUUGUGAACUCGACUUUGAGAUGAUCAAACUGAUCAGUAAUGGGGCUUAUGGUGCUGUAUAUUUGGUGAGACACAAGGACACAAAACAGCGCUUCGCCAUGAAGAAAAUCAACAAGCAGAACUUGAUAUUGAGGAACCAGAUCCAGCAGGCCUUUGUGGAGAGAGACAUCCUAACCUUCGCCGAGAACCCUUUUGUGGUCAGCAUGUACUGUUCCUUCGAGACACGCAGACAUCUCUGCAUGGUUAUGGAGUAUGUUGAGGGAGGUGAUUGUGCUACUCUUCUGAAGAACAUGGGUCCUCUUCCUGUGGAUAUGGCCAGAAUGUACUUUGCUGAGACUGUGUUAGCCCUGGAAUAUCUUCACAACUAUGGAAUUGUCCAUCGAGAUCUCAAACCAGACAAUUUGUUGGUGACUUCAAUGGGACACAUCAAGCUGACAGAUUUUGGCCUGUCGAAGGUGGGGCUGAUGAAUAUGACCACUAACCUCUAUGAGGGUCACAUUGAAAAAGAUGCCAGAGAGUUCUCUGAUAAACAGGUGUGUGGGACUCCUGAGUACAUUGCUCCAGAAGUGAUCUUGAGACAAGGCUACGGGAAGCCUGUGGAUUGGUGGGCAAUGGGCAUCAUUCUGUAUGAGUUCCUGGUGGGCUGUGUGCCGUUCUUUGGAGACACUCCAGAGGAGCUGUUUGGCCAGGUCAUCAGUGAUGAAAUAAACUGGCCGGAGGGUGAGGAUGCUCCACCAUUCGAUGCCCAGGAGCUGAUCACCCUGCUGCUCAAACAGAACCCUCUGGAACGCCUCGGCAGUGCAGGAGGGGCAUACGAGGUCAAGCACCAUCAGUUUUUUCAUAGUUUGGACUGGAACAGUCUGCUGAGGCAGAAGGCAGAGUUCAUCCCUCAGCUGGAGUCUGAGGACGAUACCAGCUACUUUGACACACGAUCCGAUAGGUACCAUCACCUUGAAACUGAAGAAGAAGACGAUACCAAUGAUGAAGAUUUCAACGUGGAACUGCGUCAGUUUUCCUCAUCCUCACAUCGAUUCUCUAAAGUGUACAGUAGUCUGGACCUGUCACGAGGUCAGCUGGAGGAGAAAGGAGAACACACAGAGAAGAAGACUGAAAGUCCACUGACUGUCGACUCGAUGAGCUGGACUCCAGACUUCACUGAGAUCCCGUCUCUCUCUCAUUCAUCUGACACUGAGAGCACCAGCCUGAGUAGAUGUUCAGGUCUCCUGCCCAAGUUUGCCAUCUCUGCUGAAGUGGAGGACGGCGAUGGCUCUCUGGCUUUGGAAGACCCCAGUAAAGUGACCUUCAGUAUUGGGGAGUUGCCUCAGGAUGAGCCUGAUCCUACUACACCCUGUAGCACCAUCAGUAACUCAACCCUCUCAGGCAGUUUUUCAGAGCACCUGGACCAGGUGUCGUCGAGGGACGAGGCAGUUGAGAGUCCAGACAGCUCCUGUAAGCCCUCUUUUGAUACAGGCACCUUCCUGAGCACUCCCAGACCUGAGAUCACAGACAAGCAGUGUGCAGUCAGCAAAGUGCCAAAAUCAGUGUCUACCAGCGCCCUGUCACUCAUGAUCCCUGGAGAUGUUUUUGGUGUGUCCCCAUUAGCCAGUCCUAUUUCUCCAUACUCGCUGUCAUCAGACCCCUCCUCCAGAGACUCCUCCCCCAGCCGAGACUCCACCCACUCUGGUGUCAGCGGUCGUCAGCCAAUCAUCAUCCAUAGCUCAGGGAAGAAAUUUGGUUUCACUCUGCGCGCAAUCCGGGUCUACGCCUGUGACAGUGAUGUUUAUACGGUUUAUCAUAUGGUCUGGAAUGUAGAAGAUGGUGGACCUGCUCAUAAGGCUGGACUUAAAGCUGGAGACCUGAUCACUCACGUGAAUGGAGAAACAGUUCAUGGGCUGCUUCACACUGAGGUGGUGGAACUACUACUGAAGAGUGGAAGUAAAGUUGCAAUAUCCACAACCCCUUUUGAAAACACUUCUAUCAAAACUGGUCCAGCAAGAAGGAAUAGUUACAGAAGCAAAAUGAUUCGAAGAACAAAGAAGCCCAAGAAAGAGAAAAUGCAAGAAAGGCGACGAUCAGUAUUCAAGCGCUUCGCCAUGCAGCCUUCUCCACUCUUACACACCAGCCGUAGUUUCACCUCACUGAACCGCUCGCUGUCAUCAGGAGAGAGCCUGCCCGGAUCUCCCACACACAGCCUUUCACCACGCUCCCCUACAGCUGGCUUUCGUCCAACACCUGACUUUACCCAGUCAGGUGGCACUUCAUCACAAAGCAGUUCCCCUAGUUCCAGUGCUCCUAACUCACCUGCAGGCUCCGGCCACAUCAGGCCCAGCACUCUGCAUGGUCUGGGACCUAAACUCCCUGGACGUCUCCGUCAAGGCCGACGAAAAUCAGCAGGCAGCAUUCCCCUUUCUCCACUGGCUCGCACCCCCUCCCCAACCCCGCAGCCUCAGCCGACAUCUCCUCAGCGCUCGCCAUCUCCCUUGCUGAGUCAUACAUUGGGGAACACCAAAACAUCUCAGACUUUCCCCUCCAAGAUGCAUUCACCCCCCACCAUUGUCCGCCACAUGGUGCGACCUAAGAGCGCUGAGCCUCCUCGGUCCCCGCUCCUAAAGCGAGUCCAGUCAGAGGAGAAGCUCUCCCCCUCAUAUCCAGGAGACAAAAAACACUUAUGCACCAGAAAGCACAGCUUGGAGGUGACCCAAGAAGAGACUCAAGGAGAGGCCUCGUGUAAGGGGGAGCAUACCCCUGCAUGCAUAGAAGAGAGCACAACCUGUGAACCACUUGCCAUUACUCGAGUAAGACCCGCUGAGCAGGGCUGUCUAAAGCGGCCUGUGUCUCGCAAGGUUGGUCGACAAGAGUCAGUAGAGGACUUGGACAGAGAAAAGCUCAAGGCCAAGGUGGUGGUGAAACGGCAAGACUGGGCUGAGAGACGGGAGUCUUUGCAUAAACAAGACACCAUGCAAGAUCUGGAAGGUUCUGUGUGUUCCCUCACCACUGAUGAUAAGGAGUGGACUCUUCUAACAAGACCCAGUGCAAGACCACAAAGUUCAGAAUCUGGAUCACUGGACAAGUCCUCUAAUGCUACUUUGAAGGACGUGCUUUACAAAAAACUAAACCCAAGAGUGUGUGAGAGCAUUGCGGAGACCGUCGGCGGAGAUUGUGCUUCGCUGUUAAGCGAGAGGUCAGCUCCUUGCCAACAAGAUAGACAGCGGUCCAGGACAAUAAAAGAGUGUAGUAAACCAGACAGGUUAGAUUUUAAAGCACCCAACAUUGAGUUUGCAAGGAAGAGGCAGUCAUUUGACGAAAGGGAGGACUCAUUGUGUCGCAUUUCAUCUGGCAUUCACGAAAGCCUUCAUUUUAACCCCACCAGGUCUAAAAGUCUUCAGCUAGAUUCGGCUUUGGUUUUAGAACACUUGAAAGGGGGCAUGUGCAACAUUCACAGUUCUUCUGGAAUGAGCCCUGAGACUUUGGUCCCUAAGCUGUUCAGCGGGAGAGGAGAGAGUGCCGUAGAAAAACUUCAAAUGAUCGCCUCCUCUGAAAAUCCCAUCAGGAAAACCUCUUCGGACUACAAAUUGGAAGGACGACUUGUGUCCUCUUUAAAACCACUGGAGGGUACAUUAGACAUUGGCCUGCUUUCUGGGCCUCGGGUGUCCAAGACUGACACGUGUCUCUCCAAAAUGGCAGACAACCAUGGUGACACUGCUACAAUGGCAGGAGAUCUGUGUAGAAAACAGCUAAUUCAACAUAAAACAACAGGGGCACUUACUCCUAAGGACAACGUGAAUUUGAACAUCAAAACAACUUCAAAAGAAGAGCCCAUAUCCAAGGACUGCAAUGAAGAAUUUUAUGAUGGAAGCAAAUGUAAUGAUGGCUUGAAAUUGCAAAAUACCCCUAAAGUAGAAUCCGUGGACAUAAAUGUGAAGUCAGAAAGUAGGCUAAAGACAGCUCAGGAGUUGAGGGCUGCACGACACGGAACUCAUUUUUCGUGUGGGAAAACGCCUUCCAUCAGGGAGGUCAGCAAUGAAGACCAAGAGGAGGAUGUGGAAAACCCUGAGGAAGCACCGGCACAGCAAGUUCAGAAAAUACAACCAGUCCCUACCAAAUCUCACGAACCUGACAAGUCCCCAGUUUCUACUGUUGUUAGUCCCCAGCUCAAAUGUUCUCAACAAACCCCAACAGCAACUUCUGAUAGAAAUCCUAGUGGGACAAUUGAGGCACCAUCCAAUUCAAAUUCAUCCCUGUCUACAGAAAAGGAUAAGCCAGCCAAUUCAAACAAAACUGCAAAGGUUGCAGAGCAGAGUCAUCCCACACCAGAUAUUACAAGCAAUGCAUUUGGGACAUUAAGUCCAAUAUUGGCUGUAGCAAAGGAUCAUGUAGACAGAAAGGACAAGGUCACUGAUGCCAAAGACUCCCUUGACUCUGUUGCAAAGCAUAUUCAAGAUUCUGUGGGAGAUAAGGCAUUAGACAGAAUUUACAAAAAUGUUAAGAUUUUUCCCAUCACCAAUAGCUCUGAGCAAGCUAACUCAAAAACAAAUGUCAAUGACAUAGCAUCCAUCCCUCAGAGUGUAUCUUCGGCUCCCCCUGUCACAAAAUCGGCAGAAACAUCUGAGAGCCCUCUAGUUAAAAGCCCAUUCUCUCCCAAACCUAUGCUUCAAAGAAAAGCCACACCGUCCUCCAUUGCUGCCCCUCUAAAGGCCUUGCCUGCUACUAAUUCACAACCCCAAGCCAUUGCAAACACCAACCCACAACUUUAUGGACUGACUGAAGUUAAAACAAUCCAAGAUACACAGUCUGAACAAACAUGUGCCAAAGUGUCACGCUCUGAUGGCUCGGCAAAUGGACAGACGAGUAAUUCGGUCCAGUUUUCCAAACAAAGCUCUGACAAAACACAAAAUGCAACUAACAAAUCCAAUCCAACAGUAAAGGAUCUAAAACCCAUUGCAGCAUCUGGAGAAAAACCGGUAGACUCCAGAGAUAAACCGUCCACUAAAAAAGACCUAAAAUGCCAAGCGAGUGAAAAGAUUGGCUCUGCGACUGAAGUUUCGAAGAGCUGUGAAAAGCAAGAAGCCCUUGUCAAAAGUCAGGUAUGUGCUACUACCACACCAAAGCAGGACACUGGUGCAAGUUCACCAAAAACUAAGGGCUGUAAUUUUACAAUUGGAGACACAGUGCAUAUGAAAUCACCACUUAAAACUGACGAAAAGCAGAAAUUCAAGAAAGGACUUGAUGUAGACAGCCCCAAGGCUAAUAAACAAGUUAUGAACACUUCCAAAACUGAGACAGGUCCAGCGCAGACUGCAAUAAAACAGCAAGAACCGCCUGGUACUGUUUCAUCAAAACAGCCUCCUUUGAGUUCCAAAAACAAACCUAGAGUUGACUCUCCACUUGUUACGCAAUCCACUGGAAAGGCAGUUGAAGACAAGGGUAAGCAGGAGAACAAAGCACAGCUACAGCCCGUUGUCAAAGACAGUACAGUUAAACAUAAGGAGGAGAAAGAGUCUGUCUUUUCUACGCCUAAAGCCCAGAAAGUGACCCGCACUGGUUCUCAAGGUGCACCAGUGUUACCUGUACCAGCUGUUAAAAUCUUUGUUUCAAGUGGGAUUUCGGCAGGUAAGGGCACUGGUGAAACACCUGGACCCUCCUCUAAGGAGCAAAUGAAGCCCAGAAAUGACAUUCAGAGAUCAGAACCUCUCAAGGUGUCCAGCGCUAGUGAUGCUGUGGGUACAACUACUACAACAUCCAGUCCUGACUCUAAACAUAUCUCCAAUGAUUCAAAGGUGAUUGAUAAAUCAGUUUCAUCCAGCCGGAAAGAGCAAGUAGAAAAGAAGAAAAAAGAACCUUCUCAAGAAACAUCAUCAGCACCCAAAUCGACACAUAAAGACUCUGCGAAAGGCGCAAUGUUAGCGAAGGAUAUUACCGCUUCUGAAAAAGAUUCAAUGCGUCCUAAACAAACAAAAGAUUCGCCACGAGGUUCGAAAAAGUAAUACGUUAUUGUAGUUGCCAAGGUUAUUUUUCAAAGGACUAUGAGGAUAUAAACGUCAUUGUGUAAUAUCAUCAAGCCUUCCUAUCUGCGGACCGGUGAAACUGUUACUUUGGGUUUUCUCAAGAAACCAGAGAGAUUCAUUUGUGUUGUAAUCUUAUGUUUUGUUUAUAUAUUCUGUGUUAAAAAAAAAGAGUGUAGGCUGAAUGUAGUCUUGUUUUGCUGCUGAUUUGUGGUCACUUUUUAGCUCUUGUGAAAGCGCCAAAUUAGGCAUUAUGCGAGUGGCGUGUGCAAUAAUUGUGGAGAUGGAGCGGGGAUGCCUUUCUUAAGGCUCAGCUGUGCCAAUUAUGGUUGAAAUGAAAAGCACCUCAAAUUUAAAGUGUAGACGGUGUGAUAAAAAGUUCCUGCUCACCGUUAUCAUGUAUUACACUUUUGACGUAUUUAAAAAAAAACACAGAAAA
Molecule: messenger RNA, 8297 nt
Organism: Triplophysa rosa
Lineage: Eukaryota; Metazoa; Chordata; Actinopteri; Cypriniformes; Nemacheilidae
Gene: mast4
Product: microtubule associated serine/threonine kinase family member 4
Exons: 30
Coding region: 185-7840 (2551 amino acids)
Biological process (GO): peptidyl-serine phosphorylation; intracellular signal transduction
Molecular function (GO): protein binding; magnesium ion binding; ATP binding
Source: RefSeq, a predicted model, not a curated record